This is a messenger RNA of Peronospora farinosa, 441 nucleotides long. NCBI's taxonomy places the organism in Eukaryota, Oomycota, Peronosporomycetes, Peronosporales, Peronosporaceae. The record is from the annotation of a GenBank genome assembly.
AUGGACUUUGACGCAACACUCGAGCGUCUGAAUGCGCUUAAGCUGCAAGAAUCACGCUCUAGUUCGCCUAAUCAAACGUUUACAAGCCAACACGUGGAGCAGACGACACAACUCCAACAUGAAGUAUGGCGACUCCGGGAAGAAAACAAACGUCGUGUGCUCGAGCAAGAGCGGCAGAUGCAGCGUUGGCAGCAGGAAAUGAGAGAAAUACAGACACGUCUGGAGGCCUCUGAGCAUCAGAACCGUCUACUGAAGGCGACACUGGGUGAGGUGAAUACAUACAGACAUCAGAGCGAGACACAAGAGCUUGUGAUCGAAGAGCUCCAGACUCAGAUCAAGCAGCUUCGAAUGACUAACUAUCGACUGCAAUUUAUGGUGCAGCAGAAUGAUCCUCGAGGUCAAGGUUCUUUUCUGCCACCUCCACCUCCAGAUAUUUUCUGA